AUGCGAGAUAUAGGCGCCGCAAACCGUGAUAAUGUUAAGAAACUGCUUCCCGCGUUGGGACUUUACCCAUUUACCCAGCGACUGCGAAUGACCCCACAGCAGUUUGCGGAGCUGAUAGCGCGAGCACAGCAGGAAGCCGAUACCCACAAUUUGAAGGCCUACUUUCCCUUUAAAAAUUGCCGGAGGGAUGGGUGUGAUACUCAGUCCGCGAUCCUCUUCCAACGAUUGGUAGAGAGCUAUUGUAUCUCUAUCGAAGACGUUCCUGGCUUGACUGCCCGAGGGAACCAUAAUGUUCCAUCAUCAGAUUAG
Molecule: messenger RNA, 309 nt
Organism: Aspergillus oryzae RIB40
Lineage: Eukaryota; Fungi; Ascomycota; Eurotiomycetes; Eurotiales; Aspergillaceae
Exons: 2
Coding region: 1-309 (102 amino acids)
Source: RefSeq, a predicted model, not a curated record